This is a messenger RNA of Artibeus jamaicensis (Jamaican fruit-eating bat), 875 nucleotides long. RefSeq names its product SPEG neighbor (gene SPEGNB). The record is from RefSeq and is a predicted model, not a curated record. The coding region runs from base 57 to 773 and encodes 238 amino acids. NCBI's taxonomy places the organism in Eukaryota, Metazoa, Chordata, Mammalia, Chiroptera, Phyllostomidae. Gene Ontology annotation, molecular function: protein binding. The transcript has 5 exons.
CCCGCUACCCAGCUAGUUGGACUUAAGUCCCGAAGUCGACGCCCCCUACCCCCACGAUGUCCAAAGCAGCUCCCGCCAAAAAACCGGUGGCUACGGCCCCGCCUCCGGGAUGUACCCUGGACAUCAACGACCCCCAGGUCCAGAAAGCGGCCAUUCGCAUCCAGGCCUCUUACCGGGGCCACAGGUCCCGGAAGGAACUGCGGGAGAAGGGGCCGCCGCGAGUGCUGGAGCCACUGAAGGACGUAGUGCUGAUCGAGGGCAGCGCGGCCAAGCUGACCUGCCGCAUUUCGGCUUUCCCGGACCCAUUCAUCCGCUGGAGCAAGGAUGGCAAGGAGCUGCGCGACGGGCCCAAGUAUCGCUACGUCUUUGAGGACCCGGACGUGGUCGCGUUGGUGGUGCGCGACGGCGAGCUGGCGGACUUGGGCCAGUACAGCAUCAACGUAACCAACCCCUUCGGCCAGUGCUCCGACUCCGCGCGCAUCCUCGUGGAAGUCCCGGCGAAAAUUCAGAAGGGACCGGAUAACACUAAAGCGCGCAGAGGCGCCACGGUGACGCUGACUGCGGAGAUCCUGGGCGAGCCUGCGCCCGACGUGGGCUGGACCAAGGACGGCGUGGACAUCGAAGAGGAUGACAGGGUGUUCUUCGAGAUCGGUACUACCACCACCGUGCUCACCAUCCGCCGGGCCACACCCCAGGACAGUGGCAAGUACGAGGUGUACGUGGAGAACUGCCUGGGUAUGGACCAGAGCUUCGCUCGCGUGGACGUGGCCUGAAAGGGACCCUCGGAACUUUCGCUCCGUUUCCAAGCCCAGGGGUGGGUGGCACCAAUAGCCCCUCCCCCGCCAACUUGCUUAAUAAAGCUGCUCCCUCGGACC